AUGGCAAGUGAUGGUCAUGUGAAGUCGUUGGCCGACUCCAUCGACGACUCGCUGACAUGCCAGACCGGCCGUGGGGACUCGCAGGACGCCGGCGGAGACGGGGAGGAGGACGAGGAAGACGAGGAGGGCGAUGAAGAGGAGGAAGAGGAGGAGGAGGAGGAGGAGGAGGAGGAGGAAGACGAGGAGGAAGAUUACAGACAGUGUGCCUGGCGUAACAGCGCGGGGCCCCCCCGCCGCAGGGGGGCGGGGCCCGGCGGCGUGCACGCCGACAGCACCGCCACGUCCUUCAGCGACGUUACGGUCUACAUGGACGACGCCUGCCUCCCGUCGUCCCCCCAGUCCCGCCCGCCGUCCUCUCAGCUGUCCCGCCCCCCCUCCAGCUCCGACACGGAGUACUGGGGGGGGGGAGGCGGGCGCGCCCUGGGGAGGGAAGACAGCCGGGAGACGGAGGAAGGAAGCGGCGCCGCCAGCCGCAGGAGCAGCACGCCGUGCACCGAGUGUCGGGGGGAGUACAGAGGGAGGGCCGGGGGGGGAGGAGGGGGGGGACACCUCCCUGUCCUCACCAUCGAACCCCCCAGUGACAGCUCCGUGGACAUGAGUGACAGGUCGGAGCGCGGCUCAAUCGGACGGCUGGUGUACGAGCAGGAGGCUCCGAGCGGAGACCAGGAGACAAGGGGGGGGGGAGGUGACGGAGAGAGCGGCGAGGACGAGCGAGGAGGCGGAGGAGGGGGGAGCAGCGAGGUCAACUCCCCGCAGGGAACCAUCAAACACAAACCCAACGGCCGCUCGGUCGCCACGGCACAGGGCCAGACCCGCAGCCCCGCCAGCACCCCGCUAGCCAUGCCGUCGGCGCGAGCACUGCCCCCCCAACCCCACCCACACCCCCACCCACCACCCAUCCCCCACCUCCCCACCAUCCUCCACCACCAUGCACAGUUCAGCACGCCACAGGUCCUGCACAUGCAUCACAUGCACGGCGGCGGUGGCCCGCACCCCCACCACUUCUCCCAGCACCACUAUCACCACCUGCACCACCAGCACUACCCCCACGGUUACCCAGAAGCCCCCUCUUCCCCGCUGCCCUCCCCGGUCCCCCCGCUCACGCCUCUGCCGCCGGCGCCUCUCACGCCCUCGCUGCUGUCCUCGUCCUCCUCCAACAUGGAGGCGCCGCACCACCACCCGCUGCUGCACCACCACCUGCUGUGCUCCGACGGAGACAACGAGAGCGUCAACUCCACCACCACCAACUCCAACGACGACACCACCGUCAACAACUGCAGCUCCGGGUCCUCGUCCCGGGACAGCCUGCGGGAGCCGGGCGGGGGCGGCGCCGCGGGGAAGCAGACCUAUCAGAGAGAGAGCCGCCACAGCUGGGACUCCCCCGCCUUCAACAACGACGUGGUGCAGCGCCGGCAGUACCGCAUCGGACUCAACCUCUUUAACAAGAAGCCGGAGAAGGGGAUCCAGUACCUGAUCGAGAGAGGCUUUGUGUCGGACACGCCGGUUGGCAUCGCCCGCUUCAUCCUGGAGAGGAAAGGCCUGAGCCGCCAGAUGAUCGGAGAGUUCCUGGGCAGCCGGCAGCAGUUCAACAAGGACGUCCUAGACUGUGUUCUGGACGAGAUGGACUUCUCCGGGAUGGACCUGGACGAUGCUCUGAGGAAGUUCCAGGCUCAGAUUAAAGUCCAGGGUGAAGCUCAGCGGGUGGAGCGGCUGGUGGAGGCCUUCAGCCAGCGGUACUGCGUGUGUAACCCGGUUCUGAUCCGGCAGUUCCAGAACCCGGACACCAUCUUCAUCCUGGCCUUUGCCGUCAUCCUCCUCAACACGGACAUGUACAGCCCCAACGUGAAGCCGGAGAGGAAGAUGAAGCUGGACGACUUCAUCAAGAACCUGCGAGGUGUAGAUAACGGUCAGGACAUCCCCAGAGACCUGCUGCUCUCCAUCUAUGGAAGGAUCCAGAAGUGGGAGCUGAGGACCAAUGACGACCACGUGUCCCAGGUGGCGGCGGUGGAGAGGAUGGUGGUGGGCAAGAAGCCCGUGCUGUCCCUGCCUCACCGUAGGUUGGUGUGCUGCUGUCAGCUGUUUGAGGUUCCUGAUCCGAACCGAGGUCAACGGAGCGGCGUCCACCAGAGAGAAGUCUUCCUCUUCAACGACCUGCUCAUGGUGACGAAGAUCUUCCAGAAGAAGAAGAGUUCGGUGACGUAUAACUUCCGCCAGUCGUUUCCUCUGGUGGACAUGCAGGUGCACACCUUCCAGAACACCUGUAAGACCCCCUGUGAGCUAAAUGUGACGCGGCGUCCUGCAGUGACAACUGUGACCAGAACAGAUUGUCUAUAUGAUUCAUCAGCUGCUGGAGAGUGUUCGGACUUGGGAGGGGUUGGAGGGGGGCCCUCCAAGCUCCAGGCUCUACACGCUCAGUAUUGCCACGGCAACAGUGGAGGAGGCGGAGUCAGUGUUACCGGGCAGCAGCAGACGCCCCCGCCCCCCUACCACCACCACCACCGCUACCACGUGCAGAGCAUCCCGCAGCACCAUGCCGCCCUGGCGCACAGGUUCUCCGUCCCCCCGCGCCGCCAGGCCCCGUCCAGCUGCGCCGCCGCGCAGAGGAUGCAGCACGGCGGGGGGCAGCACCCCCGCUACAACCUGGGCUUCAUCACGCCGCCGCCGCUGUCCCCGCACUCCCCGGUCACCCCCACCACUCCGCACGGACUCUAUCACUCGCACCCGGCGGGGGGGCGUCCGGGUGGAGGUGGCAAGCUGCCGCUGACCAUCUCACACUCGCAGCCGCACCCGCACGCUCACACACACUCGCAACACCACGGCGUGCACACACACUCCCCCCUCAGCCCCUCCCCCUCCGCCGCCCCCUCCACCCACUUCAUCUUCUCCACGCCGCCGCCACAGACGCCCUCUGCGCGCCUCGUCACACAGACGCCCCCGCAGCCCUACGCGCCGCAGUACACGCUGAUCUCCGCCGUCCCUCCCCCGCCGCCGCACUCCCCGCUGCCGCCGCCGUCCAGCAGCGCCGCCUCCCUGCACCCGGGGGCCGCCGGGGGCCAGGGGGGCAAAUCCAAACCCGUCAGCCGGAUCAGCACGGUAGAGACCAGAGACCAGAACGGACCCCAACCACCGGCCGUCUCAGUGAGGAUCUCCUCCAGCGGCCAUGUUUAUAGUUCUGUCCUUACAGGAAUUGUUUAUGUCCAAUGUGAGUCAGACUUGGUGGACAAAUGGUUCAGGGACCAGUGCCUGGGACACGAGGGUUAG
Etheostoma cragini (Arkansas darter) is the source of this 3261-nucleotide messenger RNA. Its product is annotated as IQ motif and SEC7 domain-containing protein 2-like. The transcript has 12 exons. Bases 1 to 3261 code for a protein of 1086 amino acids. The record is from RefSeq and is a predicted model, not a curated record. NCBI's taxonomy places the organism in Eukaryota, Metazoa, Chordata, Actinopteri, Perciformes, Percidae. Gene Ontology annotation, molecular function: guanyl-nucleotide exchange factor activity. Gene Ontology annotation, biological process: actin cytoskeleton organization; regulation of ARF protein signal transduction.